CUCUCUCUCUCUCUCUGAAUUCAACUCAAUACUCCGAGGACGCGCUUCGAAUAUGGUGAGCGCUGAUUUCGCUAGAAACGUCGUCGGGAUCAUUGGGAAUGUGAUCUCCUUCGGGCUCUUCCUCUCGCCAGUGCCUACAUUUUACAGAAUCAUUAAGAAAAAGGCAGUGGAGGAUUUCUCGCCGGUUCCCUAUAUCGCAACAGUACUGAACUGCUUGUUCUGGAUUUUCUAUGGCAUGCCAUUUGUUCACCCUGACAGCCUUCUGGUUGUGACUAUCAAUAGCGUUGGAUUAGCGUUGGAGCUCAUCUAUUUAGCGAUAUUCUAUGCCUAUGCGGCGGGCCAGAAGAAUGGACGGAAAAAGGUACUGAUAGGGCUUGCCGGUGAGGUUGUUUUCGUGGUCCUCAUUGUUGUUAUUACUAUGCUGGCAUUACACACUCACAAGAACAGAUCCAUGAUGGUGGGCAUCAUCUGUGAUAUCUUCAACAUUAUCAUGUACGUUUCUCCGCUUACAAUCAUGAAACAAGUCAUCACAACCAAGAGUGUGAAAUACAUGCCAUUUUCUCUCUCAUUGGCCAACUUCCUUAACGGUUGCGUCUGGACAGCUUAUGCCCUGAUCAAGUUUGAUAUCUACAUCCUGGUCAGCAAUGGUAUUGGCGCAGUCUCUGGUGCCGCUCAACUCAUACUAUAUGCAGUUUAUUACAGGACAACUCCAAAAGACGACGACGACGACGGCGACGACGAUGUGCGUCAGAAGCCAUCUAACGUCCAGCUUUCAAACGUCGCAUGAUCGAUUCAGCUAGUUCUGAUGUGGCCGCGCGAGACUAGUAUUUCUCUUAGUUAUUUGUAACCCCGGCCCUCUUAGGUUUCGAUCGGUUGAAGCAUGCAUUUCUAUUUUUGCUAGCUGUGGCCGGAGAUUUAAUCAUCAGUUUGUCUUUCAUUUUUUUUGCCAAAUUUCUAGGCUUUCAAGUUUCAAGUAUUUUAAUUCUAGGUAGGUAGGUCUUGUAAAUAGAUCAAUAUAAUUGGUCCCUACAACUUGGGUUGUGAUUGGCCAUUAUCAAUUUUAAAGAGCAGCGCGUGCAUGCAAUUACUUCAGCUGUUAA
Messenger RNA from Carya illinoinensis, 1100 nucleotides. RefSeq names its product bidirectional sugar transporter SWEET4. Gene Ontology annotation, molecular function: sugar transmembrane transporter activity. The record is from RefSeq and is a predicted model, not a curated record. NCBI's taxonomy places the organism in Eukaryota, Viridiplantae, Streptophyta, Magnoliopsida, Fagales, Juglandaceae. The coding region runs from base 53 to 787 and encodes 244 amino acids. Gene Ontology annotation, biological process: carbohydrate transport. The transcript is spliced from 6 exons. Gene Ontology annotation, cellular component: membrane.